This is a messenger RNA of Botrytis deweyae, 1609 nucleotides long. RefSeq lists its product as uncharacterized. Gene Ontology annotation, biological process: termination of RNA polymerase II transcription. The record is from RefSeq and is a predicted model, not a curated record. Gene Ontology annotation, cellular component: nucleus; mRNA cleavage and polyadenylation specificity factor complex. The transcript is spliced from 3 exons. NCBI's taxonomy places the organism in Eukaryota, Fungi, Ascomycota, Leotiomycetes, Helotiales, Sclerotiniaceae. Bases 279 to 1061 code for a protein of 260 amino acids. Gene Ontology annotation, molecular function: RNA polymerase II CTD heptapeptide repeat phosphatase activity.
AUGUACAACAUUACAAUCAAUCAAUCAAUCAUACAACACCACCAUCGUCAACAUCACUCUUGAUUUGACUUGAAUCAAUGUCUCUUGCGAUUCUCACUCUACUUGAAACUCUACAGUAGAAUCUGAAAUGUUUGCUUCUGCAGUAAUAUCCACAACUUGAAUUCGGUACCAUUGGAAGUUUGAACCCCGUGUCGAGACGAAAGGUGGCCGAACUUCUUCUGUCCCCGCAAAUAUCUAGAUUGUAAUAACUUUACAACAACUACAAUUCCCGAACAAUCAUGUCUCAAGCUCCAGUAUCGUCUGCCAAUGGCGGUAGCACACCUCAGUUCGCGUCAAACGGUGAACGAGUAGAUUCGGGAGGCUUCAAACUAAAAUUCUGCACUGUUUGUGCCAGCAACAAUAAUAGAUCCAUGGAAUCACACCUACGUCUCGCUGCUGCUCACUACCCUGUAAUAUCAUUUGGAACAGGUUCUUUAGUUAGAUUACCAGGACCCUCCAUAACACAGCCUAAUGUCUACCAAUUCAACAAGACUUCAUAUGAUAGCAUGUAUAAAGAACUCGAAUCUAAAGAUCCGCGUCUCUAUCGCGCGAAUGGUAUCUUGAAUAUGCUUGGCCGGAAUAGAUCAGUAAAAUGGGGCCCAGAGAGAUGGCAAGAUUGGCAAGUCGGUGUUCCAAGACUACAACAUAAUACAGAUCAAGGUGCCGAAGGAGUAGAAGGAGGUGUCGUUGACGUUGUUAUUACGUGUGAAGAAAGAUGCUGGGAUGCUGUCGUGGAUGACCUCCUCAAUCGUGGCUCCCCAUUAAAUCGUCCCGUGCAUGUCAUCAAUGUUGAUAUCAAAGAUAAUCAUGAAGAGGCUCUAGUCGGCGGCCGGGGAAUUCUUGACCUUGCCGAUUCCCUCAAUAAAGCUGCUGCCGAGGAAAGGGAACUCAAUCCUACCGGCUUUGACAGCGGCAGUGCCCAUAGCAGGGCCGGGUUUGAUGAAAGAGUGCCGGAAAUUAUCGGAGAGUGGCAGGAAAGAUGGCCAAAUCUACCAGCAGUGUGGACAUUAGCAUGGUUUUGAACACAUGCAUUACGAUUUUCUUAUAGUGGCGUUGAGAUUACGAGGGUAUACCCAUUUCUUGUGGCGUUCAGGGCGGGGAUAUGAUAUGAAUGAGCGUCUUCUUAGAAAGAAAGAUGGAGGAAUAAAAUACUUGAUAUCACUCGCAAUCGCAUAAUGCAUUGUUCAGAUUCGUACCUAGCAUGAUCUACUCACACACUAAAUGACCGGUGACCCAGAACCCGUUGAAAUUAAUAAGUAGAACAUGGCUGUGCUUGAACGGUUCUUAAAGGGAAAUAAAGAGACAGGCCAAGGAAAUUGAUAUGCUGGGAUUAGAUUGAUGAGUAUGGGGGCCGAUGAUUGAAAACGUCGAAAGGGCUAACGAAGUUCUCAAAGUUCUACUCCGGCCAUGGAUAGUCUAGAACUUGUGGAAGAAGGGAUAAAUCUAGAAGCAGAAAAGGACUCUAUUCUAUAAGAUUGGAAGUCGGAUUAAUCGAAGUCGAAUCACCGGGUUGAUUAGGUAUGCAACUAUAGCGACAUUUUCGUAGAGAUCCUUCUUGACAUGAGUCGAA